ACACGCCAUCUCUCUCUCUUUCUCUCGUCCUCCUCGAUCCUCUCUCCCACACGAGCUCACUUACGGAAAGCGAGCGCUCUAUCUGAGCAGAUUGCAAAUCCAGAUCUCGCUCGCUUUCCGCAUUGCCAAACUGUAGCGUUGUACCUACCAGUGACGCUAGCUCCGCCAAGGCACUGUUGCCUUGGCAUACGAGCCCCCUCUUCGACGGCAGUGAGCGAGUCCGCAGACCUCUUAAUCUUGCAAGAAGCACAAGCAGCUACUUCGGCCCACUGCCGCGUGGCCGAUCACCGCCAUGGAGCAGGAUCAGGCUGGCGGCAAGUCUUGGGUCUCGCAAGGACAGCCAAACCUGCCGAGGUCGUCAGACCAUUCCCACAGGCCAAUCGAAUCUGGAAUAGCAGCGCAGAAUAUAGCAUCGUCGGCUCAGGGUUACGCCGACGGAUUCAGUGGCUUUACACGUAAUCUCCAAGAUGACCAGGUGCUGCCACGGCCGGCAUCGGUAUCUUCUUACGGUGGCAGCAGCUCUAUAUCACCGCAUCUCGAAAGAGGGUAUACUCCAUCGAUGUUGCCUUCUUCCUUGUUACCGUACCUUCCAAGCGAUCUGCACCCAUCUGUAGGCGGUUCUAGUAGCGAAUCGUGGCCAGACCUCUAUGAUCACAUCCAUCUUCAAACUCAAGCGCAAUCACUCGAUUACGGUGAUCAUUCGACGUAUCUGCCCAAUAUCAACCACGGCUACUCAAGAAUUGGCCACGCAGAUCCUCUAGCUACUACAGGUCCUUCCGACGCAAUGACACGGGGCGCGUCGCAGCCGCUCGUGCCUCUCAUCUCGCCCCUGAUUCCCGGAGAGGCAGAGGGAUAUGCGGGGGGUAGCCCAUCCCUCAAUCUGGCUGGUACUCCCCAGUCUUAUGCAGGCAUACUGGCGCCAAGCCCUGCCUCUGCAAAGUCAGAAGCCAGGUCGUACGAGUCUGUGAGCGUCAGCCAGGCGAGAGGUACAAGGCACUUGGCGUGCGAUUUCUGCCGCGGUCGAAAGCUCAAGUGCAUUAUCGAUGUACCCAAUGAACGCUGUAGGCAAUGUCUUCGUCGCGGGCGUACGGAUUGUAUCAUUCCUACUACAAACACCGAAGCGGAAGAGACUGCAAUGCCGAAGAGCAAAAGAAGGAGACAUGCGGCAACAGAAGACGCACGGAGCGGCAGCAGGAGGUCCCACCUAAGCUCGAGCUCAAGUUCCAGUUCCACUUCGACCUUCGCCCAUCUCGCGCAGGAGCAAGACCAGCUGUCAGCUGCUCACGCUGCAGCGAGGGAGGUGCCUAACGGCGUUCAGAAGGAGCUCAAACGUCAGCAACUCCUUCAACAGGGGUCUUCGCUCCCAACAGCCGCCUCUCUUACUGAUGUGCUUCUCACUCCCGGCACGAAGCGCCUUGGUAGGCCUAGUGAAGACUUUCACAGCGCCUUACAACGGCAUGGGGUCAUCGGCGGGCUUGAACCAGAAAGUGUCCAACACGUGGGCCAGGUCAUGAAAGGUCAACCCCCGACAGGCGUGGCAAGCAUGAAUUGGCCAUUCCACAGCAACGCUGUGACGUCUCCCGGGCUAGGACCACGAGUCGUGUCUUGGGGUGGGGACUGGUGGGACAGGUGCCUGUCUACAUUUGGCCCGAGGCCUCAAAGCGUCCGUAUUGUCGAAGGCCUCCUUCAGCAAUUCGUCGUCAAGCAUGCCACAUUGAUGUCAUUCUUCCACAAAGAGACUUUUCUAGACGCUAUGAGACGGCCCGAGAAGCGCCGUUCCUUACACCCUGCCGUCGUCUUCGCUGCUUUGGCUGCAGCUGUAUGUGAUCUCAAGGUUCCACGCCGCGAGGAACCCUUCACGGCUGAUAUCACGGCUGCUGAUACCAGUGCCCAACGUCUCGCACACACGCUGCGUCGUAUAUCCAACGAGUACAUUGACGUCGCUCUACUCAAUGGUAACGGCGCUGAUGAUCGCCUCGCCCAGGCUGCAAGUACUCUUCUGCUGACGGAAACGACCGCUUCGGGAAGCCAGCGCCUCCUGAACAUAGUAGACAAUAUUGUGCGCGGUCUAGAGUCUCGGCUACCCGCCUGUGCGUUCAAGGACCCCCAAAAAGCAGAUGUCCCCGAUCCAUCGCAUCCCGAUUACUUCCGAGUACCUGAAGGUCAGGUGACGCGAGACAGCGAAGUCUCUCUAGAGUUGCUGCUGAGAAUAUGCAAGACGCAAAUCAGCCACUUUGUCCGCCAAGUCCUGGCCAAACCUGACGAGGACAUCACAUCGAAUCAGCUGCCCAUGUUCAUUUCGACUCUGCGUCCCUUCUACAUCUGGGAGCCUAGUAGCCUGUCAAAGGAGGAUCUACCAGAUUCAUUCUUCCGCUCGGUACAAUUCACAAGAAUGUCGUCCCUUCUUGCAAAAACAUUGGCGCGCCUAAUCAGACUCGACGCUGCCUCCUUUAGUGUCAACGACCCUGCCUCGUAUGGCGAGGUCUUGGCGCUGCACAAAGAUCUUGCAAUUUUGGAGACUGGUCUUCGAUGGCUGGGUGGUCAGCAGGAUCAAGAUGCCGCGGCCAUCCUUCCCGUUCAGGCUCAACAAAUCUUCGUCAAGAUCCACGUCUUCAUCCGUGUCUCCUUGUACCGCAAGACGGGCAUCUGGCACAUCGUAGAGGAUGCAGAUGGAGCACUGCCUCCUAGUCUGGUCUGGUGGAUGAGCAUGUUCACUCAGACUAUCAGAGACCUGCGUUCAGACGCCGAUUCCUGUUUUGCGUCUAUCUUCUUCGAGUUGAAGAGCUCUACUGCAGAGAUCGAGGCUGCGCUUCGACAAGUCAAGGUUGCAGUGCAGAUCCUCGAGGUGCUCAGCUAUCCGCACGAGGACAUCGAACAGCUCCUUCUCGAGAGUCUCGACACACUGCAGAUGCAAGUCACCCUUCGACCGGGGUGCGUGACGCCCGACGGUGUCCCACUUCUAAACAUAUUGGACGAUGUCCAGGGCGCCUUUCGUGCCUUUUCCCAGCGCAAGACUAAUUUACUGUUGUCCAGCAACGGACUUGUACCUGCACCAAGUUAAUUCUCCAGUCACUCUGUCCAGACGCGGAUGUAUUUGUAAACUCGGGGAAAAC
Molecule: messenger RNA, 3113 nt
Organism: Microstroma glucosiphilum
Lineage: Eukaryota; Fungi; Basidiomycota; Exobasidiomycetes; Microstromatales; Microstromataceae
Exons: 4
Coding region: 293-3061 (922 amino acids)
Biological process (GO): regulation of DNA-templated transcription
Molecular function (GO): zinc ion binding; DNA-binding transcription factor activity, RNA polymerase II-specific
Source: RefSeq, a predicted model, not a curated record